UGGACGCAUCCUGCUGCCACGUCUAUCUGUUCUCCCGAACGUGAGUGACAGCCAGUUUGACCAAUCAGUCGCGACUACGCGGUGACCGCCUCACUGUCAUCCAAUAGGAGUCGGCGAUGGGCGGGACUUAAAUCCUGACACUGAAUCAGUCGCAGGAGGAAACUAAACAGUAGUUUUAUCACCGCGCCGGAGACAUGUGUGGAAUAUUUGCGUAUCUCAACUAUCACGUCCCUCGCACUCGGCGUGAGAUCCUUGAGGUCCUGAUCAAAGGUUUGCAACGGCUGGAGUACCGCGGGUACGACUCGGCAGGUGUGGGCAUCGAUGGAGGAAACAGUAAGGACUGGGAGAGCAAUGCCAAGAGCAUUCAGCUCAUCAAACAGAGCGGCAAAGUCAAGGCGCUAGAUGAGGAGAUCCACAAGCAGCAGGACAUCGAUCUUGAUGUCGAGUUUGACGUCCACCUCGGUAUCGCACACACUCGCUGGGCCACACACGGCGUUCCCAGUCCUGUUAACAGCCAUCCACAUAGAUCCGACAAACACAACGAGUUCAUUGUCAUUCAUAAUGGAAUCAUUACCAACUACAAAGACCUGAGGAAGUUCCUGGAAAGUAAAGGUUAUGAGUUUGAGUCCGAGACUGACACAGAGUCCAUCGCUAAACUGGUGAAGUACAUGUACGACAACCGCGACAACGACGAGAUUAGCUUUGCGACGCUCGUCGAGCAGGUCACCCAGCAGCUGGAGGGCGCCUUCGCCCUGGUGUUCAAGAGCGUGCACUACCCCGGAGAGGCUGUGGGAACGAGGAGAGGAAGUCCCCUGCUGAUGGGUGUAAAGAGCGACCACAAGCUCUCAGCAGAUCACAUUCCUAUCCUCUACCGCUCAGCUGGUAAAGACAAGAAGAGCUGUGGUGGGCCUCUAAACAGGAUGGACCAGGACACCUGCUUGUUUCCUGUGGACGAGAAAGCUGUUGAGUACUACUUCGCCUCUGAUGCCAGCGCCGUGAUUGAGCACACGAACCAAGUAAUCUUCCUGGAAGACGACGACAUCGCUGCUGUGUCGGAGGGCCGCCUGUCCAUCCACCGGAUCAAACGGAGAGUAGGAGAUCAUCCGGCUCGUGCCAUCCAGACCCUGCAGAUGGAGCUGCAGCAGAUCAUGAAGGGUAAUUUCAGCUCUUUCAUGCAGAAGGAGAUCUUUGAGCAGCCAGAGUCUGUGGUCAACACCAUGAGAGGCAGAGUGAACUUCGAGGACAACACAGUGACAUUAGGUGGAUUGAAAGAUCACAUUAAGGAGAUCCAGAGAUGUCGGAGACUCAUCCUUAUCGCUUGUGGAACCAGCUAUCAUGCAGGAGUGGCAACUCGUCAGGUGCUGGAAGAGUUAACCGAGCUGCCCGUCAUGGUGGAACUGGCCAGUGACUUCCUGGAUCGCAACACACCCGUCUUCCGGGAUGAUGUGUGCUUUUUUAUUAGCCAGUCAGGUGAAACAGCAGACAGUCUGAUGGCAUUGCGGUACUGUAAGGAGCGCGGCGCCCUCACCGUGGGCAUCACCAACACCGUGGGCAGCUCCAUCUCCCGCGAGACCGAUUGCGGAGUCCACAUCAACGCCGGGCCUGAAAUCGGGGUGGCCAGCACCAAGGCGUACACCAGUCAGUUUGUGGCCCUUAUCAUGUUCGCCCUGCUCAUGUGCUCAGACAGAAUCUCCAUGCAGCCAAGGAGGCGGGAGAUCAUUCAGGGCCUCAAAGUGUUGCCAGACCUGAUCAAGGAUGUGCUGAGUCUGGAUGAGGAGAUUCAGAAGCUGGCCACUGAGCUGUACCAGCAGAAGAGCGUGCUCAUCAUGGGCCGAGGCUACCACUACGCCACCUGCCUGGAGGGGGCGCUGAAAAUUAAAGAGAUUACCUACAUGCACUCGGAGGGCAUCCUGGCAGGAGAGCUGAAGCACGGCCCCCUAGCUUUGGUGGACAAACUCAUGCCUGUUAUAAUGAUCAUCAUGAGAGAUCACACGUACAUCAAGUGCCAAAAUGCUCUGCAGCAAGUGGUGGCAAGACAGGGUCGUCCCAUAGUGAUCUGCGACAAGGACGACUACGAGACCAUAAAGAGCUCGAGCCGUACCAUUAAAGUGCCACACUGCGUGGACUGCCUGCAGGGGGUCCUCAGUGUCAUCCCGCUCCAGCUGCUGUCCUUCCACCUGGCCGUGCUCAGGGGAUUCGAUGUGGAUUGCCCAAGGAACUUGGCAAAGUCGGUGACAGUGGAGUAAAGCCUUUGGGUGUCAACAACCUUCAGAAUGUGACCUUUAAAAACACACACAUAUAUAAAUAUAUCUAUAUGUACUGGAAGUAAAGAAAAUCAGAUUUCUACAGCAAUUCUGUUUCAAAAUCUUUUUACCUUGUUCCCUUCUGAACCUCCAUGUGAGGAGUAGCAGCUUGUUGAUUGUAUCGUCCUUUUUGUUGGUGGUGGCAGGGUGUGGGGCAGCCAUCUUUAACAUACGGCCUUCAAUUAUCCUCCGCGUUCCGUCACGUUUUUUUUCCGCAUUAUCACUAGAUGCCAGACAUAUUUUCUUGCCUCCAAACCAAUCUGACACCAAAAAUAAAAAAAUAUAGUUUGUCUUCCGGUGUUCUGUUACACGACACGUCGAAUUUACCAUACGCAGUUUUAUCAGUGACGAUUCUCUAUACGCGGAUACGUAAUUUAUAUCGCAAUCGAUUCUAUUUAUUGCAGCGGUGAAAUGUGAUCUCGAAGUCAGAGGGAAUUCGGAUGCAAAGGAAACGCACAGCGUCGGUUUGUGCGAAUCCGAACGGUGAUCCCGUCUUUUCGUCAUCGAGUUCUCAUUAGUUACUGAAGUCCUGGAUGCAGGGUUUUCUUUCUGAUUUCUGUAUUUUACUUGAAUUCAGUCCUCAGCAGCAUUGUUCCUCAAGUCACUUGUUACUGUUACUUUUUAUACGCAUGAUAAAAAAAAAUCAAAAAUACACCCGGUGUUACUACGGCGCCGUCGAAUAUAAAGGUGUGCAUUGAUUUUCUAUAACAGCAGCUCCGAGAGUAGUUUAUACCAAUGCUUUUUGUUUGUUUCAUCUCUAUCGCAACAGCUAAUUUUUAAGCUAAAAUUUAAGUCGUCUUGUAAGGAGAUGUUGGGAUCAAAUUUAUGGAAGGGGUCUCCAUUGUCAGCACUUUGUAACAGGGUUAUUUUUCCACCAUGAGCAGUUCUUCAGAACAGAGGAGUUCAAGAGCGUCCCUUGAAUAAUCUGCCGGGUUUUUGCUUUGUUUGCAUUUGUUUAAAAAAUGUUUUUUUUUUUUUCUUUUGUUCUUUUACUUAAAAAAAAAAAAAAAAUGUACACCGCUACUCCACACCACGCCACCUUCCUUCUGUUUGAGUGAUACCACGGGACCAUAUGCUUGUUUGUGGUUUUUUUUUUUUUUACUGGUAUAUUUCUUUGCAAUGUAUAAAUCUCUAAAUGAUCUCAUCUUGUGAUUUUGUCUUGAAGGAUCAGGCAGAUUUAAACCUGAAGUAUCUGCAUAUACAUGAAGAUUCUGAGUGCUUCUCAGGCCCUUGUAGACCUUUCUGACGGUAAACUCCGUUCUACCACCGAGUUAAAAUCAUGUCAGGUCUGCAUUACAUCCAAACCUUUUUCUAUUCAUUUAUAAUUAUUUCUGUUUCCUCACAGUUUGCUUGUUUAUUUGAGCCAUUUAUUUGGAGUCAGGUUGGGGUGAUUAUGCAUUUCCUCUUAACACCCACCAUACAUUUACAGAACCUAAUAUCGGGGGAAAAAAAAUCACGUUGCUGCUGAAUCUCUUGUAACAGGAGCUUUUAGAGCCUUAUUUCCUGAUUCAGAUGUCGGUUGCUGAAUCAAGCCAUUGUGUUUUGAAUGUGGUUAUGGGAUUUUAUGUACAACCCGAGUAGUUGCAAUAAAAUGGUCAAUGUUUA
Messenger RNA from Silurus meridionalis, 3908 nucleotides. RefSeq names its product glutamine--fructose-6-phosphate transaminase 1 (gene gfpt1). Gene Ontology annotation, biological process: fructose 6-phosphate metabolic process; protein N-linked glycosylation; UDP-N-acetylglucosamine metabolic process. Gene Ontology annotation, molecular function: carbohydrate derivative binding; L-glutamine:D-fructose-6-phosphate transaminase (isomerizing) activity. The transcript has 19 exons. NCBI's taxonomy places the organism in Eukaryota, Metazoa, Chordata, Actinopteri, Siluriformes, Siluridae. The record is from RefSeq and is a predicted model, not a curated record. Bases 195 to 2246 code for a protein of 683 amino acids.